Messenger RNA from Anopheles maculipalpis, 11463 nucleotides. RefSeq names its product mucin-12-like. The coding region runs from base 1 to 11463 and encodes 3820 amino acids. The record is from RefSeq and is a predicted model, not a curated record. The transcript has 9 exons. NCBI's taxonomy places the organism in Eukaryota, Metazoa, Arthropoda, Insecta, Diptera, Culicidae.
AUGGAGGCUCAAUUCGCCUGCGCUGAUCUGUCGUCGAUCACGGAUGAGGAUCUGCUGCGUAAAAUGUGGCAACAGGCGGAGGACUUUUCCCGCAAGAAAGAAAUCCGUGCGUAUAUGUACAAGUUGCGCGAGCAACGGCUGAAGGAAUUUUACACCAGCAACGAUAGCAGCCCACCGUACUUCCUGAUGGAUAAUGCUAGCGCGACGUUCGGGUUGAAGAAGAGCACAGUUACGGGAAGUCAUGGAGAUUCACUCGUUGACCAAAGCUUCGAGAGCUUCAAAACUAAGGAAAUCCGUGACUCGGAAAGCCCAACCAGAUUCGGCAAUAUGGCAAUACCCUCAGAUAAUAGCGGAUGGCAGAUCAGAACAUCCGAAGAAGUAAGCGAAGAUGGUAAAACGCAUACGAUGCGUACUACUGCUACGACUCAAGGAAUCAAGGAAAUUGACGGAGGGCGUACAGCGUUCGCAGGCAAGAAUCUGGAAUCACAUAGCGAGCAUUACGAUGGAGAUGAAUCCAACUUUGUGCACAGCAAGGGUGACCAGUCGACCACUGUGCUGGUGGAGGAUAGCGUUACUGAGGACGAGAAUGGGCGUAGCGUGUCGGGAUCGACCCAUUCGACCACAACGUCUGUCAGUAGAACGCGCGUUGUGCAUCAACAGCAAAACGGAGAUUCUGAGCGUCCUAGUAAAUCGGUAGCUGAUGCUGCUGGCCUAUCAUCAGCUACUACGGUCGAUUUUGGUGAUGAUCACUUCAGUUCCUCUCAAAAACGUACCGUAACGAGUUCAACUUCCUCCAGCGUGCUAGGUAACAGCGCCUCUACCAAGAAUACCGAGCAUAGCACUACUAACCGAAUGGAUAAGCAGACGAUGUCUGGUAAAGUAGAGGAUGAACGCAUGGCACCCAAGGAAUUGUCCAAGGAUCCGGAGCGGGUGCGUGAAGCGUUUCGCUUGGCACAGGGGUCGGGCAAGAUCAUAGAACGGGAAGAAACAAUGGUCAAUACGACGACGAAGAUGAUUACCGAGACGAAACGAUUGGAUGAUGGUACGACGGUAACGACACGUACGUACGAAAAAAUUGGUCAUGAACCAACGUCCGCGAACGACAAGCUAGAGCAGGAAACCCUGUCGUCGACAACUAAAAGACAACAAGAAGCCGUUGGUCGUUCGGGCCGCAUGGACGAUAGCAGUGCUACGAACGACUUUAUUCGUCAAGAGAAGGCAAACCAAUCGUCAACAUCAACAACAACAAAGACCAGCUCACAACGCAUCAUGGUGGAAGUAGAUGCGGCUCACGAUUCUUUUGCUCGCUCAUUGCGCUCCGUUUCACCGACCGGAAGUAUACGCUCAGUGCGCUCAAAUGCAACUCUGCCGGGCCGUGCGAGCACUAGCCCAGAGAAAACUCAACCAUUGCGCACUGACUUGGACACCAAACCCGACUACAUGCGCUCCACGUUCACAUCGGAGCGCAAAGUGUCUGGAUAUCAGGAGCAGCAAUCAUUGCCCACACAACGUUCGCCGAGCCCCCGCAAGGUCUCUGAAACUACACUGCACACUGGCUCACGCAGUACUUCCCCUACGAAAAUAACCACUGCUGCAGCAAGCACUGCUGUAGAAUACGAAAAAACAUCUCAGUGUCAGACUCACAAGACGGAAUCCGAACAAAUGGACUAUCCUGAAGUGGAUGGCGUUAAAGCGCGUAGCAGCACGAAACCACCGCUAGUGCGCAGCGAAACAUACGAGGAAAGAUGUCGUAAGAUUUUGGGUAUGUCAAACCGACCGGUGGAGGAAGAUACUAAGGGCGAAUCGAAAAGUAUUUUCAGCACUUAUGAUAAUACUGUUACGGUGCAGCAAUCGCGCUCGGAAUUGCGGGAACAACGCAAGAAAAUCGAACAAGAGAUUAAAUCGAUGGAAAGUAAAACGAUGAAAUCGAGCACUGCGCGUCACGUGACCGAUGAGCAGGACAGUGUUGUUGAAAAAGAACACGCUAGCAGCCGCAAACCAUCGUUGGUGACUAAGGAAUCAUCUACUCGUAAAUUAUCAUCUCAGCAAACUUCUCCUACACGAAAGCCUUCUCCAACACCGAAAGAAAGUUCACCUAUACGCAAGGGUUUAGCGCAAGCAGAUUCAUCACCGACAAAGGCUCCAACAAAAGAGGGUUCGCCUAGCGGUAAGGCACCUUUGCGAGAAAUUUCUCCAACGGUCAAGGAAAUGUCACCCACCAAAACUUCCUUACCAGAGGAGGAUAAUUUGACUGCCCGAAAAUCGCCAACGAAAGCUCCAUCUCCGACACGAGUCUCACCAACGAAAGAUUCCUCACCAACACGACAUUCAUCGGCUGUGAUCGAUGUCUCAUCAAAACUCAAAUCAUCACAAACGGAAACUACAACUGUGCGAACGUCUCCGACAAAAGAAACAUCUCCAACACGAAAGCCGGCACGCGAUGUUUCGCCGCUAAAGAAUGAACGAGUUGCAUCGCCGAAAAAACCGUUUCCUGAAACAACGACCAAGAGCAAAGCAACUAUAUUGGUGGAGCAAAAGCAGGACGGGCGUAACAUAUCCGUCGCUGAAAUUACCAUCCUUCCCGUUAUGGAGGUUUCAGAGAAUGUGCGAACCAAGACCACUACAUCUCGCACUCACGAAAAGAUAUUAACUAAGCAAUCGUCGGACACAAAGUUUGAUCGCCGUUCGACUAUGGCUGCUAACAGUCGCGUUAUCACUAACAAAAGCUCAUCAGACUUUGACGUAAAACGGCGUGCGGCAGAGUUAGCCACCCAGAGCAAAACACGUUCUACGGCUACUAGCCCAGAUAAACGGCGGCCAACGUCAGGUGUAGAGAAGCCUGCUCCAGUGAAACAGAACCACAUAACAGUUGCAAAAAUUAAAAUUGAAUCCAUGCGCAAACCGAACGCGCAAACAAAAUCGACGCAUGCAACAAACGAAGAGACAACCUCAGUUAGAAGCAGUACCAAGCGUACCAGCGAGCAAGUGAUUGUAUCGAAGCGACCAGUGGAACCGGACACUGAUCCCGAAUCCAGCAAGGAUACCGGCAUUUCAGACAACAGCGAAGUGGAAGAAACGGUAGAGAGUGUAAUCGAGAUGAAUGUUACGGGAACGUCGUGUUGCCGUCAUACGGACCGUAAGGAUUCUGCCCCGGUGUAUAGAACAACUGCUGUCACACGCACGGGUAAAAACUACUCGCGUUCGUCCAGCGACAACCAUCUGCGAGCAACAAACGCUUCAGCCAAUCGUCAGACAACGAAUCAAACCACGCUGACAUCAAAAUCUACCGUCUCAGACCGUUCAGCUAAUGGUGGACGUAAGGCGGAUCGACCGGUCAAGCAUGUUGCUACGAAAACUAUAAAUCUUGCUUCGAAAGCGGUGAGUGAUGUUAAUGCUCUCAGCACUACUUGUUCCAGUACACUCGGUUCGGAUCAUCUGGAUAACGUGGUAAUUGACAUCCAGCUGGCCAAAUCAUCCCGAGAACCAACACCGAACAAACUGAUUCCGAUACCGGUCUCGCCAGACACAGAAGAUACUGGAAAGCCACGGUACCCGGACGCAGUGCUAGAGCCGGAAGACGAUACAUCGGCUAGUCGUCAGUCUCGUACACAGCGCGUGAAUAAGAUUCCCAUCUUCGAAGAGGCAACCAAUGAAUACGUGGGCUGUGAAAUAACGGAGGUGGACGAGGCAACAUCGCAGCACGCGACACGCAUUACCAACCUAGAUCGAGUGACGGAAGACGAUGAGUCGCUUCUGAGUGUAACCGAAAAGGUGAACAAAUUUGCGCAAGAAGCACGCCGACUGCAGGAAUCGUCGAAUAGUGGUAUAGCUGAGGAACGCCCACAACCAGCCAGAUUCGCAGUGCGUCCCGAGUAUGAUGACAUCGAUGAGCACCUAAAAUCGGACGAAUGUCUUCUUAGUGUGUCGGAUAAGGUGACGAAAUUUAUUUCCACAGCCGAGGAGGUAAAGAAGAUUCGCACUUCUGGACCAUUUGUCCCGGAAAAUGAGGAUGCACCGGUGAAGGUGUCCGAAGGCGAUGAAUGUUUGCUGAGUGUCAAUGAGAAGGUGAAUCGAUUCGCUAACCGUAUACAACGAACAUCGGAAAGUCGAGAGCAUGAUACCUUCAGCAGUUCCGGAGGACGUUUACAAACGUCCGUCGGUAAUGAUCAACUUCAGCAGAAAAUGGAGGAAGAAGAAGAGGAUUAUGUAGAAGAGGAGGAAAAGGUUGCCGAGAAAAAGCCACAGACUAAUAGUGUGCCGGAAUCAGUAAGCAGUAAGUUCGCCCCCCAAAAGUCACCGGAGUUGGUUAAGAACGCCAUGCGUAGUACCGCGCGUCACAUUGUGCAGGAUGCAGCCCAUGAAGAUUUGGCUCAAGCUGGUGGUUCCAGCAUUGCUAAUCGUUAUCGUACGUCCACAAUGAGCAAACAAUUUGAGAAGCAGACACCUGCUACAGUAGCACCAUGCACCAGCCCAAUCAUACUGCGCAGUACCGAAGCCGUAAAGAAGGCAAAGGAAAUCUUUGAAAAAGGGCAAACCGUGCAGGACGCUCGCCAACGCGACAUCUUAAACAGACCAUCGAUUUGGGAAGAUCGUAGAAACAAACAGAAUCAACCACAACAGCAGCAAACCGAUCAGAAACCGGCCGAUGUGAAGCUAACUGACAUCGGUGUGACUGAGCGGAAAUCUAACCAAGCGAUGCAAUCCGUAACAAAGGUGGAGCGUGUGCAGGAAUCGGAAACAACGAAGCCAGCUUCUAGCCAUGGUCGACGAGACAGUGGCAGUGGGGUACGUCCUCCGGCUUAUAUACGAGAUACAGUGUCCUCCAAGAAGGACUUGUUCGAAAAACGUAUUUCUUCUUCAAAGAUGCAGGUAGAAUACACUACACAAACGUCCCAAGAAGCUACAGAAACAUUAGCCACAACCACAACUAGAAGGCAAUCGCUGAAACAAGUAGAUACUAGCGCGCCAUCUUCAACCGGCCGACCCAUACACGCGGGGGAUCAAUCGAAGCCUUCUUACAUGAACCACACCGUUGCUUCUCUGGAGCACAUUAACGCGAAUCAGAGACGUGACUCACUCGAUCAUGGAGUACAGGCUCACCACGAAUCAACUACAACAACGGCCCGCAACAGUAUAACCGGCAGUGCCAAGUUCGGAAUUGAACUGAAGCGCGCAGAUACAAGCAAUCGAAUGACCACAAGUUCGGUGCAAUCGAACGUAACUAGUUCGAAGCGUAAAGCAAGUGCCGGAGACGGACAGCCAGCAUCCACCGUUGCAUCGUCCCCAGUCAUUGAAGAUAUAUUUGAUCUUGAAAUGCUAGAAAGAAUGCUAGAAUCGGUAACGGGUUACGAACAGCGGCGCCGUAUUCGGGCGCAAAUUCGUGUGGUAAAGAAGCAGAGAGAACAGCAACCUUCGUUCGUAAGCCUAGCGGGCAAACAAGCAACUGUCACGUCUGUCAAAAAUAGUACCACCACGCACAGUACUACUGUGACCAACGGUCGCGAAUCUAGCUCGGGCAAGCGGAAAGAUAGCAGCCCGACGCGUAGUUCAACAUCAACUGGACGUAAACAAUCGUCUACUACAACGGAUGCUACCGACACAGGCAGUAAAAGUAAUGCAAUUUUCGAAACGGACACGAUGAUCAGUAAACAGCGGCAGCAGCAUCAGCAGCAGCAGCAAAAUCAGGAACAUGAAAACGCCCGAAAUGAUAAGACGAAUGUUAUCAACUCUUCGAAAACAGCGACGGUGGUAACUGAUCGGUUGACUACAAAGACUGGAGCAACCGAUCGUCAUGCUACGACCAAGGAUGAUCGACCAAUUUGGGCCACCAGCAAUAUUUUGAAAAAAGCUUCCGAAAACACACGCACGUUUAAAAGUAGCAGUGUGACAAGUUCUUCCGCUACUACCGGCACUGGCGGCAGAAAGGUAGUAAGCUCGUCCUCCAGCUACCAGCAAGUGAAAUCGAAAACUGACCCGAAGACAACUACUGACUGCAUUACCUCUAGCUAUGGGGUUGGUCCAACGGAUGAAAAUGGUUUGCCACUGUUCGGGAUACGAGCGUUGAAGAAAAAGGCUGCACCGGUACCGGCUGCCACCGAAGAUACCAAGAUCAGUGGGACAAUCAUCACCGAGACACUGUACGCAGAAAAUGGUGGUCCGGCGGUAGGCAAACGCAGCACCACCCACUACUCGAAUGAGCCGGGCACCUUUUCGGACUUUGUACGAAGCGACGGUGGGCAUGAGAUUUUUGGCGAUGAUGGGUUAGCUUCGAAACAGAAAGGCACGGGAAAACUGAUGGCAAUCCGUAAAACGGAAACGAUAGAUGCCGCGGGAACGCACAGCGAGGAGCUGGAAGUGAUGGAUGGUUCGGAAAUGCGUUCCAAGGUUGUACGCAAGGGUUCGGUGAAAGAGUUGACCGAGCGUUUUAUACACCGUGAAUCAUCUGGCUCCUUGACACAGGAAUCGACGCGUACAUACCCGAAGGCCGGCCUGAUCCUUCGCUCAUCCGGCCAUAGUCAGUCCAGUCGCGCAUCGACACCGGCCACGGACCGUUGCUCGAUGCAAUCCGGAUCUGUGGAUGAGUUUGAGCAAGAUCAUCUGGAGGCGGGUGUAACUACGCGCGAGGCGCGUUCCUUCCUAAACGACACCUCCAAGAUUGUUGAUGUGCGCGAUGUGCUACAACGAAUGAGCAACGCAGACAACGUAACCGAGCAAGGUGAUACAGCCGAGGAUCAGGAAGCAAGAGCAUUGCUGAACAAAUUUCUUGGGGCAUCUGUUUUAAUGAGCGGCGUUGAGUCGAUGGUUUCGUCGACCGGUAGCAUGCUGUCCGAAACUGCCUCGGUACCCUUCACCACAGCCACCGCUACUAAAAAGGUGUCCAAGGUAUCUUCAACCACAACAAAGACUCAAACGGUUAAAUCGUCCGGUGCCACUCCAAGUAUUUCUCCCACGAAGCAAGCAACAGUCGACAAUCUCGACGAUAAUUGGGACGAAGCUGUUUUGAAAAAGUUGCUGGAAUCAACUACAAACUACGACGAUCGUCGAAAGAUCCGUGCCCGCAUCCGUCAAGUAAUGGCUGAAAAAGAAGCGUGCGCCGAUAUUGUCGCCAUCGUAACAGCCGAUCUACAGCGCGAGCGCCAACUGCAGCAACAAUCGACAUCGGCGACGGCUAGUACUAGUGUUACGCCCGAUCGCCCGAGCGCACCGGCGGCGACGGUUGCCAAUGGUUUAUCACAGGGUGAGUCACUCCUGUUACCCCUGCUGCAGGGCCUGUUGUUGAGCAAUGCAGCCGCAUUCGGGUACAAGGGUAACACCUUCGCCGGAAAUGCCGACGAAGCUGCUGGUGUUAGUAGUAGUGGUGGUAGUGGUGUAGCCGAUGGUUGUAGUGGUAGUCACAUUAGUAGUAGCAACAAUGGUAAACUUGGCGCAGUGGUGAUGGCCGCCUCGAAGAUUCCUCCCGUUGAAGAUUCGGGCACGGAAUCGGGUGAAGACUUGCGACUGCUGGCAGCAGCCGGGCUGCACGAUAUCGGUAACGUUCAUUCAUCGUCCGCCGCCUCUGCAGGUGCGACCAAUGGUACGACAGUCAACGGCAAUGGUGGUGUUGACGCGAUCGAUAAUGGUUUGCCUACCAUAUUGGGCGAAGUGGCGUCCGCGUUGGAUCGCUUGCAGACAAGCUUGCAGGCCGAUCCGAGCGGUCAGCCUAAGGUGAUGCAAAUCGAUGCAGAACAGCGAAGGGGACUGUUGGCCCUGAUUGCACGGCUGCAAGAGGAUUUGCAACAACCAGACAAGAUCGCGAACCUGGGGUUCGGCAAUGGUACAGCGGAUAGCGCCGGUGGGUUGGACACAAGCCAGAAUCGCAUCCGGGCCGGAAGUUCAAGGUUCAGCUCGAAACGGCGUACCAAUCGCAGCAAUCGCCACACGGUGGGCGUCAGUCGUGAGGAGCUUGCCGACGCGAGAAGAUUCAUCGAGGAGAUGGUAAUGAUGGACAGCAGACAUCAGACCGACCAGUGUGUGACGUCACCGGAAAAGGCGUAUAUGCUGCAAAAGCAACAAUCGCUCGGUACGGUGCUCAGAGCGGAACCGGAAGCGGUAGCUACUGCUGCUAGUGUUUCACAGCCACAGCCAAUGCAGAACGGUGGCAAUCCUGGGACGGCGCCAGCGACCGCCUUCGCUAUGAAGCGUCCGAGUCAAUUUGUGCCGAAAGAGAUGCAGAACGUUCAAACGUCGCUCGAUAAGCUUGUUUUGGGUGGGACGGGCGGUAAACCGGCCGCUUUGCCAUCGCCUGGAACGUCUCAGGUGCGUACAAAGUUACCCAAAGACAAGCUCCUCAUACGCCAGUCAAUUAGCGUUGAUCAGGAUCCCACAACCACUAAUGGUGUAGGUGCUGUGAGUGACAGGCAGGAUUCCGUUAGUGUGAAGCCAAUCGACUUGCACAGGCACAAGACGACUGAGCGUAUAACCAAGAACCAUCACCAGCACCAACCGGUACAACAGCAGCAGUCACUACCGCAGCCAGAUUUACCCUUUAAGAAACCGACGCAAACCAUCGCCCAACGAGCUCUGGUAAAAAAGUAUUCCUUUAACGAUGGUUCCAGCUCGGACGAGGAUGUUACCCGACAAGCACAGCGUAAGACGAGCGAAGCGACGAAAACAGCGGAGCAAAUGGUUUUACGCAACAAAAUCACACCGGCGGAACAAUCUGGCCCUACCAGCUCGAUAGUGAUCAACACCGUGCAGAAGAUUGUUAACCGCGAGACGAAACCAAAUAGCAGCGAGGUAGGCACCAAGGCUCAGAUCGUGAGCCGCCGGCAACAGCAUCUGAACGGUAACCGUGUGCCUGAGACGCACAAGGACGAUCUGAGUGCAAGACCGCUUAACAAGUAUGCCAGCAAGAAACUGCGCAUGAAGCGCGCCAACACGAUAGAUUUACCAAAGAGCUUAUCACAGAACGAUACCAGUGAUGAUGUGAACGGUGAUCCCGAUGGCAAACUUGACGGCAAACAGGAUCAGCUCGGUCGGCAGCAGAGUCAGUCCACACACGCCCUGGCAGCGGCCAGGCAAGCGGGAAUGUCAAGCAAGUAUCCUGCCGUAACGGGCCCGUUAGUACCACCAGCCGACGUGCCUGACUUUAAACCGCGCACCGAGAACGAUCUCAAGUUUAUGGCGUUUCUGCAAAAGCAAAACCAGCAGUCGCGUCAAAUUUGGUCGAAUCCAGUGCGGGAACAUGUCGGGUCGAACAAUUGGACGAACAAGUUUGAUCAUCUCAAGAGCAAUUUUGAACAAGCGGAGCGGCGCGAUCGUUCCGAGCUGCCGCCAAAAUACGGUGCAGCACCCAAGACAUCAGCUAUGAGUUUCUGGAAGCAGGCAGAGAGCGGUUCGUUCGAUGAACCUACCAAAGCUGGUUCAAUAAAGCAGCAUGCCAAGUCAGUAACUCCAUCGGGACAAUCCUCGGGCUUUAAAAGUAGCACAAAUGCUGUAGCAAGAGUGUCUUCCGCUGGUCCUACGACUACUGCAUCGCUAAGAUCGACGCAGUCGAUGAGUAAAUACGGUCCAUCAACUUCACAGUCCGUGAGCCACAAUACUUCAACCGGUAGUCCCGUCAUAGAAGCGAGGCUCGUACUUCCGAGAGCGUCUCCCGGAAGCAGCUCAAUGAACCAGUUUUCACACGCACCAGCAUCUGCCUUUAAACCAAUUCCGAAAAAGAUUCCGCCGGCCAGUCUAGAGUUCAAGCCAAUCCAGCAAGAACUGGAUAUAGUGAAGCCGAUACCAGCGCGUAUUUCUAAUGCCACCGGGCUAGUCAAGCAGAUAGUCGCCACCGGCUUUAAGGAAACGCCAGAAAUCAAGCCCGAGCCAAUCCACGUGCAGUCAGGAUUGGUACGAUCGUUGGCGGCACAAGGCUACCAAGAAACACCGUACGUGCCAUUGCCAAAGUUGGAACGUACGCCUACACAUAACGUGCUAAACUACAAGCCUCGAUCGGACGCCUCCACCAUUGCUGAGCCGGCUCCACCAGCACCGUGGGUUGGUAAACGUUCAAGCGAGGUGACAGGGCCAGCUGGUAGUCGCGUUGCUAGUAUCGCCGCCACCAAGUUCACAGCCAAUUCGUUUGGACACAACAAAACGUCACUACCGGUGCAGCAACCGCUGACAUAUCAAGGUUCUCUGAAGUACGCUGAAAAGCCCCUAACCUACCAGCAACUGUCGUCUAGCGGGACGCUACCGUACGAGAAGAGAGCGUCGUUACCAGACGUCUCGAUAUCGCAUCUGGGCACGUUUACCUUUACCGAUUACACCCAGCCAGAAUCUGUAUCCACAUUCACGCUAAAUCGUAGUGACUCUCUAACUAAUCCGGAGAAUGCACCUCUAGUACUAACGAGCACGAACUCCGUCUUUAGUCCCACUACCGGAACUGUCCAUCCAUCAGCGGAAAUACCCAACCAGCCACUAAUAAAUCAUCCGUCGCAAAUUAACUACCUAACGGUCAACGUUGAUCAGCAGCAUCAGAUGUCUCCUCACUCAUCAGCGAACGAUGAUGACGACGAGUACGACUGCGACGAUCUGGAAUCGAUCGAUUCGCAGGAAAUGCGUGUUGUAACUAAGGUCAUGCAAGCACCUCAGGGUCAACAAGCAACGUACACGGCCGCUAUGCGGCCUACUCAUCUGAAUGAUGGUUACGACGCGAGCGGCAGAGGUUCAUUAAUCGCCCAAAAUUUGCAAUCAUCCCUGAAAAAGAUCAAAGAAAAAAGCCCAACACCACCGAAGUCACGACAGCACAUUACGACGAGUAUUGGGGAACAGCUAACGGUGCCGGUCCGACGCCCGAUGGUCGCCCCAAAGUUGGAAGUUACUAAGCCGACUCCAGACCAUACACAACCGCCGGUUCCUUCGCAUGCGAUCUACAACAAUGUUCAACCACAUCCUAUGCAUCGAUACGCUGAACAACCGUUGACACGCACCAAGUCCAGUCACUCGCUAGCUGUACCGAGUGGUGCUCAACUUGCGAGACCGAUCAGCGCUGACAAGCAACGCACUGUUGAGGCGUACUUCACAGGGCAACCUACCAAUCAGGGCAGCGGAUAUAUGAUGUCCCGGACAGCCUCUAAUCAGAACCUGGUGAUGCGUGACAAGUCUGGCAUGUCAGCAACGCACAAUAACAUUCGACCAGUGUCGUACGCCAUGGGGUACAAUGGGGGCUACUACGGCAGCAAUAGCAAUCAUCCGCAGGUGGAGCAGUCACGGUCCAGCUAUGUACCGCACGGUAUGACAGCAUCGUUACAUUCACAGAAACGGCAUGGACCAAGCUACAUCGAUGAGCCACUGGUCUAUCAUCCUCAACCGCACGGUGGAGGUUUGCUGCGAAGUCGCACGAUGCCUCAUAUACCUCUCGGCAGUUUGACCCUGCUCGACGAAAACAAUGUCGAGGAUGCAUUCGAAGAGCUAAUGAAUCAAUCGUUCGCCGUCUAA